Molecule: messenger RNA, 1250 nt
Organism: Paraglomus occultum
Lineage: Eukaryota; Fungi; Glomeromycota; Glomeromycetes; Paraglomerales; Paraglomeraceae
Source: the annotation of a GenBank genome assembly
AAGGAUUGUCACCUUUUGAAUUUUUUAUUUCGGUUUAUGGGGCAGUGAAAGGGAUGAUUGAUAUUGCUUUGAAAACUGCCGAAGCGGGUUAUUUAACUCGACGUUUAGUGGAAUCAACCCAAAACUUAAUGAUUACUUCUCCUGACUGUGGAACAAAUGUUGGCACACUCUUAGUAGAAGGCGAUGUGCCUCUCGGCAAAAGGGUUUAUGGUCGUUAUUUGGCUCAAGAUAUCUCGGAUAAAAAAGGAGAGAUUAUUUUAACUCGUAAUACUCUUUUAUUAGAAAAGGAAAUAAAUGUUAUUCAAGCCAAUAAAAUUACUAUGGCUUACGUUUUUUCUCCGCUGACUUGCCAAUUAGUAAAUGGUAUUUGUCAAAAGUGUUAUGGUUUGGAUUUAAGCAAGCCAGGUGAGAUAAUUGAAAUGGGGGCAGCGGCCGGAGUAAUUGCGGCUCAAUCACUCGGAGAACCAGGAACUCAGUUGACAAUGCGAACUUUCCACACUGGAGGAAUAACUGGUGAUGAAGACAUUACCCAAGGUUUACCAAAAGUCAAGCAAAUAUUUGAUAAUAUUAAGCCAGAAAAAAAUGAGAAGGCAACUUUGGCAAAAAUUACUGGAAAGAUAGUCAGUAUUGAAGAAAAAAUAAUUAAGCAAAAAAGUGCCGAAGGAGAGGAAAAAAUUUAUCCUCUUAAUAAGAAAUUAAAAGUGAGGGUCAACCCGGGAGACCUAGUAAAAAAAGGGGAAAGACUAACGGGUGGAAAGAUAGAUUUAGAAGAAUAUUUAGAAAUUAUGGGACGGGAUAAGUGCCAAGAUUACAUUAAAGAAGAAGUGAGAAAGGUAUACGACAAUCAAGGAAUAGACAUUAAUGAAAAGCACAUUGAAAUAUUUGCGCGGCAGAUGCUUUCCAAAGUGGAAAUAACUGACAGCGGAGAUAGUGAUUAUUUGGUAGGCGAGUUAGUAAAUUAUCAGAAAUUAGAAAAAAAUAACCAAGAAUUAUCCGCCAAACAAAAGCAUCCCGCUUCCUUUAAAAAUAUCAUUUGUAGUCUGAAGGAUUUAGCUUCUCAUCCCGAUUCUUUCUUGGCCGGAAUUUCUUUCCAAAAUACUUUAAAAAGUUUGGUUAACUAUUCCUUAUAUCAACCUGUUGAUUAUUUACAGGGAUGUAAAGAAAAUUUAAUUGCCGGACAGUUAGUGCCAGUGGGGCCAGGCUUUAAGGAACGAGAAAAGUUUCAACGAAAAAGCCCUCGCAAAGUAUAG